AUGACAGCAAAGUUGCAGUAUUUGGAAAGUGAACAAUCUACAGGCUUAAAAAUAAAUGUAAAGAAAACAAAAUCAAUGAGGAUAAAUGUAGCGAAUAACAACAGUUUCAGAAUGUCAGAUGAAGAAAUCAAAGAGGUGGACAGAUUUACAUAUCUGGGAAGUGUCUUAACAAGAGCCGGAGGAGCUGAUGAAGAUGUAAUGUCAAGAAUUACUAAAGCUAAUGCUGCUUUUGUACAGCUGUAUCCAGUGUGGAAGGCUCGUGACAUUUCAACCAGAACCAAGUUGAAGAUAUUUAGUAGCAACGUCAAGUCUGUGUUUCUAUAUGGGUGUGAGACUUGGAAGGUAUCUUCAUCUUUGACACAAAAGCUCCAAGUUUUAAUCAACAGAUGUUUGAGAAAAAUACUGAAGAUCUACUGGCCAGAGGUUAUUUCAAACAGAGAGCUGUGGAAAGAUACAGAUGAAGAACCUGUAGGGAUACAGAUUAAAAAACGCAAGUGGCGAUGGGUUGGACACACUCUUCGUAAAGAUCCAGAUGCUGUAGAGAGGCAGGCCUUGAGCUGGAAUCCUCAGGGGCAUAGACGAAGAGGAAGGCCUCGAAUGACCUGGAGAAGAACUAUAGAAGAAGAAAUAAGAGAUGCAGGGAAAAACUGGAGGGAAGUGAGAGCCUUGGCUGCCAACCGAGUCCGAUGGCGUUUUUUCGUGGAGGCCCUAUGCUCCGCGCAGGAGUGA
Messenger RNA from Macrosteles quadrilineatus (aster leafhopper), 729 nucleotides. RefSeq lists its product as uncharacterized. NCBI's taxonomy places the organism in Eukaryota, Metazoa, Arthropoda, Insecta, Hemiptera, Cicadellidae. Bases 1 to 729 code for a protein of 242 amino acids. The transcript has a single exon. The record is from RefSeq and is a predicted model, not a curated record.